This is a messenger RNA of Tympanuchus pallidicinctus (lesser prairie-chicken), 3049 nucleotides long. RefSeq names its product BTG anti-proliferation factor 2 (gene BTG2). Gene Ontology annotation, biological process: negative regulation of mitotic cell cycle; negative regulation of cell population proliferation. NCBI's taxonomy places the organism in Eukaryota, Metazoa, Chordata, Aves, Galliformes, Phasianidae. The coding region runs from base 100 to 594 and encodes 164 amino acids. Gene Ontology annotation, cellular component: nucleus; cytoplasm. The record is from RefSeq and is a predicted model, not a curated record. The transcript is spliced from 2 exons.
GGCGGCGGCACUGCGAGCUGAGCCGGGCAGCACCGCGCAGAGCCGAGCGGGCAGGCAGCCGGCAGGCAGGCACCCACCGUCAGCCCUCCCCUACCAGCCAUGAGCCAGCGCCGCGGGCCCCCCCCGCGGGCCGACAUGCUGCCCGAGAUCGCCGCCGCCGUCGGUUUCGUCUCCGGGCUGCUGCGGACGCGGGGCUGCGUCAGCGAGCAGCAGCUGCAGGUCUUCAGCGGAGCGCUGCGGGAGGCGCUCGCAGAGCACUACAAACACCACUGGUUUCCUGAGAAACCGUUCAAAGGCUCUGGGUACCGCUGCAUCCGGAUCAAUCACAAAAUGGACCCCAUUAUCAGCAAGGCAGCUAGCCAGAUCGGACUCAGCCUCCCGCAGCUCUACCAGCUCCUGCCCAGCGAGCUCACGCUCUGGGUGGACCCCUAUGAGGUCUCGUACCGCAUUGGUGAGGACGGCUCCAUCUGUGUCUUGUACGAAGCAACAGCAGCCAAGCCUGUGAGCUCCUAUGGGAUGCUUACCUGUAAGAACCAGAUGAUGUUAGGUCGCACAAGCCCUUCGAAGAACUACAUCAUGACUGUCUCCAGCUAAAUACUCCUCUUGUCCUUACACUGCCAAGACAUGGGCUACUGUAUACCUCACCCGAGGAUCUAUUUUUAAAAUGAAGAGCUAUUUAUAUUUUUUAAGAAAAUCCAAGAAAAUCAAAAUUAAAAUAUCAGGCGCUGCUUCAGACAGAAGCAGUGCUUUUAGGUGCCUUUUUUUAAAAAGCUGUUGCAGGCUUGAGGUUUUUAUUAUGAAGCUGAUAUCUACCUAAUUAGUGUUGGAUGGCAGUUUUGGUGAGCUGGCUUGCUCACUGGGCAGCUUGGAAUGAAGGAAGAGGGGAAGGAGAGGCCAGCUGGGAAGUGUGGCUGGUGACAGGACCUGAGUGUCACCUCCUCUCCAUCCUGGUACCCAGCAGUGCCGUGGUGUCGCCAAGCAUUGCAGUGCUGUUAAGGAAUGGAUGAGAGAGUUACUGCGUUUCCUUCACUAACUCAUGGCCAAGCUGGUCUGAUCUCCCUGGGGAUGGUGUUUGGUAACCCCCAGGGGCUGGGUGGUGCUGGGAACCUGUGCAGUGGAGGUUCCCAAUACUGUAAAUGCUGUGGUGGCACCCGGUGCUAUUUGUUCCUGGUGCUGCCCAGCACCUGGCUGUCACCACAGCUUGCUGCUCGCUGGGGGGCUGCUCCAGGCCCUGAAACCAGCACUGAGCUGCACUCCUCCAUCGGGUUCAGACAUCAGCCUGUGCCCUGCAGCUGUGUCCCCUCUUGUGUGUAGAAGUUGCCUAAUUCAAUGCUGAUCCCACUCUGCAUCACUUCUCUGGAAGAGCUGAAGCAACUCGCCUUGCGCCCUAGAAGUUGCUGUGUAAGUUCCCCUCUUGCCCUCUCUCUUUAAAUCUAAAAGUAUUGGGAGACUCUUCCCCUGUGCUUGUGGCUGCCUGGGGUUGGUGUCCAUGCUGGUUUUAAAUUCACAUCUUUUCCUCCUUCCCUUCCUCCCCUGGGUGCUCAGCACGUGGCUGAGCCUUGGAGCUGCCCCAGCUGAGACCUCAGAGGGGCAGUACCUGGUUCUGGUUUCUUGGUACCUGUUUUGUACAGUGCCUGGCCCUUCACCUCCUGAAGCAGAGCUCCUCUCACUGGUACUUUUUGUUCAGGGAGGUUUGCCUGAGUGGUGUUCAGGUGUUUGGCCCUCUGGCUUCUGCAGGUGGGGUGGGAACCGAAAAUGCUGCCCCAAACACUGCCUGUGGGGAAUGAGCCUUCACCAGCAUGAGAUCCAUUGCCUUUCUUAAGAACAGCUGGUGCUCCUCCAGUGAUCCCAGUAGAAGUGAUGGGGAAAUUCAGGGCAUUGACAUGGCCUGUUCUAAUGAAACUUCCUCAGAUCUGUUUUGCAGAAUGCUUUUAUUGUAACCUUCCUCCUUCCUGAGCCAGCAGCUGACUGGCAUCCCGGAGCUGCUCUUUCCCGGCCUUGGGUUCAAGUUCUCAGACAAUUGUGCAAUAUAUUUCAAAACCAUGGAUGCUCUGGGAGAGGAAGGAAGCCUCCUGUCUGCUGCUUGGCUUUUUUCUCAAUACACGAAAACAAAGAAGUGCAGCUCCCCAACUCUGACUACUACUUAUGUGGGAAAACUUACAGAUUCCUGUAGCAGUUUCAAAUAAUGAUUUCCUGAACUGGAAAACCAGCAUUUUGAUUAAAUGUCAAGUGGUGUUACUUUGUCCUUGAGCUGUAUGAGGCGGUGGCUCAGGAGUUGCAUCACUUCAGUUCCUCACAGCAGCGAAGCAGAAGCUGAACUGAAGCGCUGGGACUUUUCCCCUGCUGCAAUAGGUGACAUCACCAAGAGGAGAGCGCUGGGAACUACCGAAAACCAAGUUCCCUUUUCAGCAGAGAAAAGAUCAGGGUGCUCUCUGUAGUUCUUGCUUCCAAUCUGCUGGUGUGGGAACUGCAGUGUGCUCAGGACAAAUGCUGUUUGCUUUGGCCCUUGUGGCUGGGUGUGGGCUUCCCUGGGCUUUAAUGUCUGCCUCCCCGUUACUGUUCCCUCCCUCUUAGCAGAAAAGAAGUUCAGAGGAACAGCCCACACCAAAGGAAUGUGCUGUUGCACUUACUUUGCUCCUGCUUCUGACACAAAAGCUGUCACGUCCCGUUCCUUGUCCCUGGCAUGGAGGAGCCUCACGUUCAAGUGUCUUGGUAGCUUCAAGCCCAAUCAAAUUCAGGUGCAACCCCUUCCUCUUGUAGCUGGUUCCUUGUAAAAGCUGUGAAUUACUGUGCUGUUGCCUUCUUGCCCACAAGCCUGAAUGGUGUGUUUUCAGAAGGUGUUUGGGAGCUGGGGGGGUUCUCUCACUGUUUAAACAAAGCUGGACUGUUGACCGGGACCUGCUUUUUUUAUUGGGUGGAUGUGGUGGGACGUUUGUAAGCUACACAUGGAGGAAGAGAUGGAUGGUUACUAAUUGUACAGUAGUGUUUUUAUAUACAGAGUGUACAGAUCCUUAUGCUUUUGUUACUUUAAUAAAAAUGUAGCAGCGUU